This is a messenger RNA of Mastomys coucha (southern multimammate mouse), 447 nucleotides long. Its product is annotated as ATP-dependent RNA helicase DDX19A-like. Lineage: Eukaryota; Metazoa; Chordata; Mammalia; Rodentia; Muridae. The annotation marks the transcript as partial. The transcript is spliced from 5 exons. The record is from RefSeq and is a predicted model, not a curated record.
GCGGAUCUUCUUCCGCUCCUCGCGAGUGACACUAGGCGCGGGCUUAGAUUCAACGCUGGUGUUGGCGGGGUGCAGAGCCUGUCUUCAGGUCGGCUCGCCUUGGGGACCAUGGCCACCGACUCCUGGGCGCUGGCGGUGGACGAGCAGGAAGCCGCUGUCAAGUCGAUGAGCAGUUUGCAGAUCAAGGAAGAGAAAGUCAAAGCAGACACCAAUGGUGUUAUCAAAACCAGCACCACUGCAGAAAGGACAGAGGAAGAAGAGAAAGAGGACAGAGCUGCUCAGUCUUUACUCAACAAGCUGAUCAGAAGCAAUCUUGUGGAUAACACCAACCAAGUGGAAGUCCUGCAGAGGGACCCAAGCUCCCCGCUCUACUCAGUGAAGUCCUUUGAAGAGCUUCGCCUGAAACCACAGCUUCUCCAAGGAGUCUAUGCCAUGGGCUUCAAUCGA